Molecule: messenger RNA, 2979 nt
Organism: Zingiber officinale
Lineage: Eukaryota; Viridiplantae; Streptophyta; Magnoliopsida; Zingiberales; Zingiberaceae
Product: arginine decarboxylase-like
Exons: 1
Coding region: 421-2595 (724 amino acids)
Biological process (GO): spermidine biosynthetic process; L-arginine catabolic process
Molecular function (GO): arginine decarboxylase activity
Source: RefSeq, a predicted model, not a curated record
UGCUCCUCCGCCUCGCUUGAAACUCCGCCAGGCUUCCGUUCCUUGUCUAUCGCUUCUACAUUAGGGUUUUCGUUAGGUUUCCGUCCUCUGCUCCCGUUCCGUUCUGGGGCUUCGUAUUGUGAUCUACAUCUUCUUCGCCUCCCUUGAUUGCUUGGGAGUAUUGGCUGCUGCUGGAAUGGGGAUUCCCGGCGAGUUCUGCUGUUCUCGCUGGUGGCUGUUCUUAGCUCUUUAAGCGAUCUAUUUGAUUAAGUUUCCUUCUGAAGGGCCGGCGUGGGUAUUCCGUGGUCGUCGGAGGCCGCCUGCUUCGCUUGAGGGGGUGGCCGGGGCUCCGGCCUCGGCGGCUUUCGAAGCCCCCAUCUUGAGAUUCAGAUCUGAGAAGGUAGGCUUUUCUUUUUGUUUUGUGGCUGCGACCGGGAAGAGAUGCCGGCCCUCGCGUGCGUAGAUGCUGCAGUUGUGCCCCCUGGCUACGCCUUCGCGAGAGAUGGCCCUCUUCCCGCGCCGAGGGCAUUCCUUGGCGGCGCUCCGACGACGGGAGAUUACGACACCUCUGACUUUUCUGCGCCCUGGUCCACCGCCCAUUCCAGCGCCCUUUAUCGGAUCGACGGAUGGGGCGCGCCUUACUUUCGCGUCAAUUCCUCCGGCGACAUCGCCGUGCGGCCGCACGGUGCCGCCACCCUUCCCCACCAGGAGAUCGACCUCAUGAAGGUUGUAAAGAAGGCCUCUGCUUCCAAAUCUUCCGGCGGGCUUGGCCUCCGCCUUCCGCUCCUCGUCCGCCUUCCAGACGUCCUGAAGCACCGGCUGGAGUCCCUUCAUGCCGCCUUUGACUUUGCCAUCCAAUCCGUCGGAUACGGUGGGCGCUACCAUGGCGUCUACCCGGUGAAAUGCAACCAGGACCGCUACAUCGUGGAGGAUAUCGUUGAGUUCGGUGCGCCGUUCCAUUACGGCCUCGAGGCCGGAUCCAAGGCGGAGCUCCUCCUCGCCAUGAGUUGCCUUACUCGAGGCAGCCCGGACGCUCUCCUUGUCUGCAAUGGAUACAAGGACGAGGAGUACAUUGCCCUCGCCCUCAUCGCCCGAAGCAUGAAUCUCAACACCGUGAUCGUCCUGGAGCAGGAGGAGGAGCUCGACACGGUUGUCGAGACCAGCCGGAGGCUUGGCAUCCGGCCGGUAAUCGGUCUCCGCGCCAAGCUUCGUACCAAGCAUUCUGGUCAUUUUGGAUCCACCUCUGGAGAAAAGGGCAAGUUCGGCCUGACCACCAUGCAAACCCUAUCUGUAGUCCAGAAACUCCAGCGCCUAGACAUGAUCGAUUGCCUGCAGCUCCUCCACUUCCAUAUCGGCUCGCAGAUCCCAUCCACCUCGCUGCUCGCCGAAGGCGUCGUCGAGGCCGCCCAAAUAUACUGCGAGCUCUCCAGGCUUGGAGCCUCCAUGCGCGUCAUCGACAUUGGCGGUGGCCUCGGCAUCGACUACGACGGCUCUCACUCCGGCGAUUCGGACAUGUCGGUGAAUUAUGGCCUCGAAGAAUACGCCUGCACCGUGGUGCGGACCGUGAUGUUGGCAUGCGACCGCAAGAAUGUAAACCAUCCAAUUAUCUGCAGCGAGAGCGGCCGCGCCCUGGUGUCCCAUCAUUCCGUGCUCAUCUUCGAAGCAGUCUCAUCCGACUCCAUCAAGGCCGAUGCAUCGCCAUUCGCCGGUCCCAAUCUUUCCUUCCUCGCCGACGAGCUUGCGGACGACGCGCGUGCCGGUUACAACAGUCUGAUGGCCGCUGCAUAUCGCAGAGACUAUGAAUCCUCUGCAAUCUAUGCAGAGCAGUUGAAGCGGACAUGCGUCGAACACUUCAAGGACGGUAUCAUUGGCCUUGAACAUUUGGCAGCCGUGGAUGGCCUUUGCGAUAUCGUGACGAAGAAAUUAGGCGUGGCUGAUCAGGUGAAGACUUACCAUGUUAAUUUGUCCAUCUUCACCUCGAUUCCAGAUUUGUGGAGCAUCGGGCAAGUCUUCCCAAUUGUCCCAAUCCAUCAUCUCGACCAGCGGCCGGGAGUGAAGGGCGUUCUUUCCGACCUAACUUGCGACAGCGAUGGGAAGGUGAACCAGUUCAUCGGAGGGCUGACGAGCCUACCGCUGCACGAAUUCGGCGGCGGCGGGGGCGGGGGCGGGUACUAUUUGGGGAUGUUCCUCGGAGGGGCUUACCAGGAGGCGCUUGGGGGGCUGCACAACCUGUUCGGGGGGCCGAGCGUUGUGCGCGUGGCGCAGAGCGACGGACCGUACUGCUUCGCGGUUACGCUGGCGGUUCCCGGCUCGUCCUGCGCCCAGGUCCUGCAAGCGAUGCGGCAUGAGCCCGAAGUGAUGUUCGAGGCGCUCAAGCACCGCGCAGCAGAGUGCGGGGUGGGGGGCGCCGACGCCAUUAUGCGCGCUUUCCAUUCGAUGCCGUAUCUCAUCUGCCGGACCGGCGGAGGCGUGGGCGGAGGUGAUGCUAUCGGCAGCGACUCAGACGGGUGCUGCGGCGGUGGGGACGUGAUUGGCAGCGACUCGGAUGGGUGCUGCGGCGGAGGUGAGGAGGAAGACGAAGACGACUGGGGCUUCAUGCGUUCCUUGAUCGUGUGAAGGUGAUUGAUUCUGCUGCGUUCUCCUAGUAUAGUCUCCGUCGACAAUUUAGUGGUCGUGGUCGUCGUAGUUGUCGUCGUCGUCGGAGUGUGUCGUCGGUCUCUUAUUUUCUGUUCAAUCAUGGUAGCGGGGUGGGCGUGUUAGAUCCGCAUCUACUUUUGGCGAUGGCGUCUGAUCGCUCACGUGACUCGUUGGGCUUUUCUCAUUUCCUUGCAAAUUUCCUUGUUCCAAUUUACUAAUUGUUCUUCUCAUAUUUUAUCAUCGUGCUCUGCUAGUCUGCUAGAUUUCAUAUUAAUCGACGCAGCAACUUUGUUAGCUAAAAUACAUUUGUUAUAUUAUUUCAGCAACAUUUCGCUUCUAUAAAUGCAUUAUGGCUUUGUAAUA